Cavia porcellus (domestic guinea pig) is the source of this 1049-nucleotide messenger RNA. RefSeq names its product olfactory receptor 5M5-like. The record is from RefSeq and is a predicted model, not a curated record. The coding region runs from base 1 to 939 and encodes 312 amino acids. Gene Ontology annotation, molecular function: G protein-coupled receptor activity; odorant binding; olfactory receptor activity. Gene Ontology annotation, biological process: sensory perception of smell; G protein-coupled receptor signaling pathway. Gene Ontology annotation, cellular component: membrane. The transcript has a single exon. NCBI's taxonomy places the organism in Eukaryota, Metazoa, Chordata, Mammalia, Rodentia, Caviidae.
AUGAUAAAGCAAAACUACUCCAUGGUGACUGAGUUUAUCCUGCUGGGACUCACAGACCGAGCAGAGCUGCAGCCCGUCCUCUUCGUGGUCUUCUUAGUCAUCUACCUCAUCACUGUCACUGGGAAUGUGACCAUGAUUUUCCUCAUUAGAAGUGACCCGAAACUCCACACCCCCAUGUACUUCUUCCUCAGCCACCUCGCCUUUGUGGAUCUCUGUUAUGCCACCACAGUUGCUCCUCAGAUGCUGGUGAAUUUCUUAUCCAAGAGGAAAACUAUCUCCUUCAUUGGCUGUAUGAUACAAUUCAACUUUUUCGUUGCUUUUGUGCUCACAGAAUUCUAUGUACUUGCAGUGAUGUCUUAUGAUCGCUAUGUGGCCAUCUGCCAGCCCCUGCUGUAUGGCAGCAAAAUGUCCAGACAUGUCUGUCUCUCUCUCGUGGCUGCUCCUUACCUCUAUGGCUUUGCAAAUGGCCUGGCACAGACCAUCCUGAUGCUUCGUCUGACUUUCUGUGGACCCAAUGAGAUCAACCACUUCUAUUGUGCUGAUCCCCCACUCAUGGUCCUGGCCUGCUCAGACACGUAUGUCAAGGAGACCGCAAUGUUUGUGGUGGCCGGGUCUAACCUCACCUGCUCGUUCAGCAUCAUCCUGGUUUCCUACGUGUUCAUCUCGGCUGCCAUCCUGCGCAUGCGCUCUGCGGAGGGCAGGCACAAGGCAUUCUCUACCUGCGGAUCUCACCUGAUGGCUGUCAUCGUCUUUUAUGGGUCACUGUUUUGCAUGCACCUUAGGCCCCCUUCUGAGGCAUCUGUGGAACAGGGUAAAAUUGUAGCUGUGUUUUAUAUCUUUGUGAGUCCCAUGCUAAAUCCUCUGAUCUACAGCCUAAGAAACAAAGAUGUUAAAGUAGCCAUAAAGAAAGUUAUCCAAAAGGAAUUGGUUGAUAGAUAAAAUAGACAAGGUUACAGGUAUGUACUACAACCUUCUUACUCAAGCAGUUAAAUUCCAUUGUAAAAUUAGCAAAUCACUUUUUGUCAUUAAUUGUUUAUAGUCUUUUGUAA